AUGAAACUCCUCACCAGUCUAGCGGCGAUCGUGUCCGUCUCGCAGGCUUUCGUUCUGCCAGCAGAGCGUCUAUCGUCCGAAUUAUCGACCAUUGAAGAAAGACAGACCGCCGAUCCAGAAUGCGUUCACGGCCCACAGACUCGUCGAUGCUGGUCUGGCGGGUACAGCGUCGCCACGGACUUCGAUCUCAAGCAUCCUGAGACUACUGUGACACGAUCGUACACCUUGACGAUAACAAACUCGACAUGCAAUCCGGACGGCAACGGAGAGCGUCUUUGUCAAUUGAUCAAUGGUCAAUACCCAGGACCAACAAUCACUGCCGACUGGGGUGAUCUCCUCUCCAUCAAGAUUAUCAACAAGCUUGAAGACAAUGGAACCGCGAUCCACUUCCACGGCGUGCGCCAGCUCAAUACCUGCGGUGCGGACGGUGUCCCAGGUAUCACGCAAUGCCCGAUUGCUCCGGGUGCUGAGUUUACCUACUUAUUUCGAGCGACACAAUUUGGAACGUCUUGGUAUCACUCACACUUUUCGAACCAGUAUGGUGAUGGAGUCGUUGGUGCUAUGGUCUUCAACGGUCCAGCUACCAGCAAUUACGACGUCGACCUGGGCCCAUACUCCCUGACAGACUGGUACUAUGCCACGGCAUUCGAGACUUCAAUGCAGUCCAUGAUAUCUCUCCAAACUCAAGGAGGUCCUCCGAAAGCCAACAACAUCCUAAUCAACGGAACGAACAAGAACGCGGCUGGAGGCGGAGCUUACAAUGAAGUCACAAUCACCAAGGGCAAGAAAUAUCGUCUUCGUCUCAUCAACAUGUCUGUCGAUCAAUACAUGCGGGUCUCACUCGACGGCCACAAGAUGACAGUCAUGACAUCCGACUUUGUUCCUAUCAAGCCUUAUGUGACGGAGACCCUGCUCAUUGCUAUUGGACAGCGCUACGACGUGAUCAUCACCGCCAACCAAACCGCCGGCUCCUACUUCUUCCGCGUCGAUCCCGCCGCCGACUGCUUCGCCGCAAACGACCACUUCGGCCGCGCAAUCUGGACCUACUCCGACGUCUCACCUUCCACGCCUCCCGAAAAUCCCUGGCCUGUACCCACAACCCAAUGCCUCGAACCGUCCGAAAUGGCGCCCUACUGGAAACAAGCCGUGCCAUCCAACUCCUUCUCCUCCGACGUCACCCGUCUGAACGUAAACAUCACCACGGGCGAAUUCCUUCCGGACCCAGACACGAUCGUGGUCUGGGCCAUCGACGACCAAAACAUCAACGUCAACUGGAGUCGACCGACCGUCUCGUUCGUCGACGAAGGCGACGCGGACUACACGCCCGAAAUGCACGUCAUGCAUCUCCAGGACGAGGGCAAGUGGAAUUACUACCUCAUCCAGCAGACGGGCUCGGCGCCUCCGAUCCCGCAUCCGAUCCAUUUGCAUGGGCAUGACUUUUUCGUUCUGGGUCAGGGAUCUACUGCGUGGGAUGGGACGGCGACGCUGAAUUUUGCGACGCCGCCGAGGAGGGAUACGGCGACGGUACCGGGUGGAGGGUGGUUGGCGAUUGCGUUCCCGUCCAAUAAUCCUGGAACGUGGCUCCUUCACUGCCACAUCGCAUUCCACAUCGGCGAGGGACUAGGCAUGCAAUUCAUCGAGGAGGCCGGAAAGAUUGUGAAGCCACAUGGAUAUGAUGAGACGUGUUCCUCGUGGAGGGCGUACGAAAAGGGCAUGUAUUAUCCCAAGCAUGAUUCGGGGCUGUGA
Molecule: messenger RNA, 1746 nt
Organism: Zymoseptoria tritici IPO323
Lineage: Eukaryota; Fungi; Ascomycota; Dothideomycetes; Mycosphaerellales; Mycosphaerellaceae
Product: putative multicopper oxidase, type 1
Exons: 6
Coding region: 1-1746 (581 amino acids)
Molecular function (GO): copper ion binding; oxidoreductase activity
Source: RefSeq, a predicted model, not a curated record